UCCUGUAGGCUGCGCGCAUCAGUGAGGAGAGCGCGCGGCGGCUGCAGCUGGGCUCAUGUUCCGGUGAGAUUCAACAUCUCCGUCCGGUCCCCGCGGCGGGAGGCGGAAUUUGCGGUGCAGCAGCUUACGAUGUCAGAUGUGUGAUUUCAGUAGGAUAAAUGGCCUCCAAAGUGACAGAUGCAAUAGUCUGGUAUCAGAAAAAGAUUGGGGCAUAUGACCAGCAGAUCUGGGAAAAAUCUGUGGAACAAAGAGAAAUCAAGGGUUUAAGGAACAAACCAAAGAAGACUGGGCAUGUCAAACCGGAUCUUAUAGAUGUGGAUCUUGUUAGAGGAUCUGCAUUUGCUAAAGCAAAGCCUGAAAGCCCUUGGACAUCGCUUACAAGGAAAGGAAUUGUCAGAGUUGUAUUCUUUCCUUUUUUCUUUAGAUGGUGGCUUCAAGUAACAUCGAAGCUCAUUUUCUUUUGGUUGCUUCUCCUGUAUCUUCUUCAAGCUGCUGCGGUGGUCUUGUUCUUCAUCGCACCCGGGCCUCGCUGUGUACCUCUGACCGAAGUAUUUGGGCCUGUGUGGCUUAUGCUGCUCCUUGGAGCUGUACAUUGCCAGAUUGUCUCGACGCGGACUGUUAAAUCGCCUCCUAUUGUAGGUGGAAAGAGAAGGAGGAAAUUAAGGAAAGCCGCACAUUUGGAAGUGCAUAGGGAAGGCGAUGGCUCUAGCACCACAGAUAAUACACAAGAGGGAACUUUGCAGAACUACGGUGCAAACAACUGUUACAGUAUUGGCACGGUCUUCAGAGAUAUCUGGCAUGCUGCUUUCUUUUUAUCAGGUUCAAAGAAAACAAAAAACUCUAUCGACAAAUCCACAGAAACUGACAACGGUUACGUCUCGUUGGAGGGGAGACUGACUGGGAAAAGCAGUGAAGAUGGCGUCCAGCUCCACGAGCCUCACUGUGAAUCUCUUCGUUCAGAAGAAGCUUCAUGGGGAGCAGGAACAAAAAGGAAUCAUCCACCACAAACAAAGAUGAAGUACAACAAAACCAAAAUGGAUGCACAAAGAGCUGCAGCCAAUAUUUCUGACGAAGUAUCUAGUGAAGAUGAUCCAAGCACAGGAUACAUAGCGCGACGAAACACAGAUCGUGUGGCUGAUGACAGUACCGUCAGGAACAGAAAAGCCCAUCAUUACAAAAAGCACUACGCUGCAGAGGACGUCCAAAAAUCAGGCACUAGUUGCAGUUCUCGGUGUUCCAGCUCCAGACAGGACUCGGAAAGCACAAGACCGGAAUCCGAAACCGAAGACGUGCUCUGGGAGGAUCUGCUGCACUGUGCCGAGUGUCGCUCCUCCUGCAGCAGUGAAACCGAUGCAGAAACUAACCACGGUGGCCUGUGCAUGAAGAGGGAAUUUAGAGAUGAUCCCUUUCAUCAGAGUCACUUACCCUGGCUUCAUAGUUCUAAUCCAGGACUUGAGAAAGUUAGUGCUAUCGUGUGGGAGGGCAAUGACUGCAAGAAAGCAGAUAUGUCUGUUUUGGAGAUCAGUGGAAUGAUCAUGAACAGAGUAAACAGUUACACCCCAGGAAUUGGCUAUCAGAUAUUUGGGAACUUUAUCUCUGUGAUCCUGGGUGUAACUCCAUUUGCUUUUAGGCUGUCUGAGUCCAGGGACCUGGAACAGCUGGCAACCCUCUCUGCCUCAGAACUUUCUAGUAUUGCGUUUGGUUCUAGCACGGACAUCAUGGUCAUUUCUAUGGUGGUCAUUAGUUUUGUGGUUCGAGUCUCCUUGGUUUGGAUUUUCUUUUUCUUGCUUUGUGUAGCAGAGAGGACAUACAAGCAGAGAUUACUUUUUGCCAAAUUAUUUGGUCAUUUAACAUCUGCUCGGAGAGCCAGAAAGUCUGAAGUUCCACAUUUCCGCCUUAAGAAAGUACAAAACAUUAAAAUGUGGCUUUCCCUUCGUUCCUAUCUCAAACGGAGAGGCCCCCAGCGCUCGGUUGAUGUAAUAGUUUCUUCUGCCUUUUUACUGACAAUUUCAGUCGUGUUUAUUUGCUGUGCCCAGCUUCUUCAUGUUCAUGAGACUUUCUUGGCGUAUCAUUAUAAUUGGGAGUUGGUGAUCUGGUGCAUUUCAUUAACGCUCUUUUUAUUGAGAUUUGUUACACUUGGCUCAGAAACCAGCAAAAAGUACAGCAAUACCUCAAUAUUACUGACCGAGCAGAUAAACUUGUACUUGAAAAUGGAGAAGAAACCAAACAAGAAGGAAGAGCUGACACUUGUCAAUAAUGUCUUGAAAUUGGCCACCAAGUUGUUAAAAGAACUGGACAAUCCCUUUAGGUUGUACGGGCUUACGAUGAAUCCUUUGCUUUAUAACAUCACCCAGGUGGUCAUCCUUUCUGCUGUUUCUGGUGUUAUUAGCGAUCUGCUUGGGUUUAACCUGAAGUUAUGGAAGAUUAAAUCAUGACGGUGAACAGAUGAUUUUCUCAUCGGGCUCUGAAGCAAGAUUACUGACUGUUCAAGUUGCAAGCUGCCUCAUAGUGGUUACGGCACAUGCUCCGCAUCCGAGGCGUCUGGAAGACUCGCACUUGAAGUGUUUACGUCUGCCUGCCUUGUGCAAUUUUUUUUUUUUAUUUAUUUUACCUUUUCAGUGUUUGUUUUUUCAGUUACUUUACACACUUCAGUUUUAACCAUUUAAAAAUAUAAGUGUUAUCUAGUAAAGUGUGAAUGGAGGAAACAAGGCAUUUGUAAGACUAAGCUAAGAGAAGAGAGGGUUGAUGGCUCUGGCUUCCGGUGUUCUUUGAAACACUGUAGUCUACAUGCCUCAAAAAUCACAGUGGGAAUGAAGUAAGAAUAGUCUCUCCAUGAAAGCUUCAGGAGCAGGGUGAUUCCAUACUUAUGGGAAAACCAUUUAGCUGGAUGCAGUCUGCAAUUUUUUUAUGUUUAUAAAGGGGCAUGAGCAUCAAGUCUAAUUUGAGUCUCUCUGUGAUUGAUAGACAUAUCUCAAUGGCACAUCAUGCUUUUUUGUACCUUUUAUUCUUUCUGUAUUAGUAUUUUUAAUCCCAGUGGAAUUACUGAAGCUCAAGGGUUACAGGAACAAAGCAGAAGAAGCGACUCGCUGCUUGUAAUGUGCUAUUACCUAAAAUGUUAAGAAGUGCUCCUUGAUAAGCAGUCCGAGCAAUAAGUGUACAUGGUUACUGUUCUGCAAAGACUUUUUUGUAUUAUUAUCUUAUUAUUUGUAUAAAAUGUACUUAUAACUAGUAUAUUUAUUAUUCAACA
Messenger RNA from Spea bombifrons (plains spadefoot toad), 3247 nucleotides. It is a transcript of the gene PHTF2, whose product is annotated as putative homeodomain transcription factor 2. NCBI's taxonomy places the organism in Eukaryota, Metazoa, Chordata, Amphibia, Anura, Pelobatidae. Gene Ontology annotation, cellular component: endoplasmic reticulum. Bases 159 to 2435 code for a protein of 758 amino acids. The transcript has 18 exons. The record is from RefSeq and is a predicted model, not a curated record.